AUGGCCCUAGCCACCACCUGGGCAUUGGACAGGAAUCCUUUAACAGAAUACCCUUCAAGGGGAGGGGGGAAUGCAGAAGAUAGAAAAGAGCACGGGAAGUAUGCUGAGGGGACACACUUAAUGCUAUUGCUCCAGCAUGUGAAACAGCUGAAGGCAAGCUUGCACCCUGCCUGCGGCACACUUGAUACGCACUUGAUUGAUUCCAAUGUUCUGAUGGGGAUCUUCUUGAGUAUGAAACUGCAGGGGACUUUGGUCAUGGACUGUUCCUCCAGGCUCCCUCUGUGUGAGGAGGGGGAGAGGGCUCGCAGGCACUCAUGGACAGCCAAUGGGCUCUCCUUGCUGGAAGGCAAGCUGCAGGUCUUUGAGAACAUUGUGUCUGUUCUGAGCAAGGAGAUGGUUGCCUCUUGGCAGAAUAUUGUGGCAUUCCAGAGCCAGAGCAGCCUUGACCAGGAUAUGAUCCGUGGCUUGGAGCUGAAGUUUUGGCAUGUAUUAAAAACAAGAUUUAAAACCAUAUUGGAAUCUGCUACCUAUUUACCAUAUUUACGCAAAUCUAAUGCACCACCAAAUCUAAUGCACACCCCAAUUUUCAGGACUUCUCCAUCUUCAGCAUUCUACACUUCACAAUAUGGUGACAAGCUCUGCAUGAGGAUUUACCUGAAUGGUGAAGGGAGAAACAGAGGGACACACCUCUCACUCUUUCUGGUGCCUGACUAUGAUGCUGUUCUGCAGUGGCCUUUUGCCCACAACGUAAGGUAACCUUUACUUGAUCAGAAUGAUGGAGACCAUAUUGUCAAUACUCUCCACCCAGACUUCUUCAUUUCAGAAGCUGAUAUGGAUGAGUCAGUUGGCUUCCCCAGGUUUGUUUCUUUGGCCAAACCACAUUCUUUGAAACAUGCCUAUUUAAGAGAUGGCACUCUGUUCCUACUACAGAAGUGCUACAGAAACCAUAUCAUGAAAAGUUCAUGA
Molecule: messenger RNA, 966 nt
Organism: Zootoca vivipara (common lizard)
Lineage: Eukaryota; Metazoa; Chordata; Lepidosauria; Squamata; Lacertidae
Source: RefSeq, a predicted model, not a curated record